AUGACCAUCGACAUCCGCGAUAUCCUUGCCUGGCCCGGCGGCGAUAACUCGACCGACACCGUCCUCUCUGGGGUCCACCUCAACCUCACAGCCCUCGAGAACUGGAACUACACUCUAUAUUCCAACGGCACCCUGUCCAACGGCACAAAGUGUUACCUUACCUUCGAGCCGUAUGCGCCAGCCCUCAUCUUCCCCAACGGUACCUUUGUCAAUGCCACACAGUGCUGGCAUCCCGUCUAUCCCAUCGGCGCCCGUGCCGGCACCGGCCUGGGUUUCGCCGUCGCAUUCGGUCUGGGUCUCGUCUUGACUCUGGUCGCCUUGAACAAACAUGGAAAACUUCACCUGCCCUCGGAGAAACGGUUCCAUCCCAUCGGUCGCAGAUGGCAGUGGUACUGGGCCAUCUGGACUUGCGCCACCGCUUUGAUCAGCCUAUUCACGAACAUCGAUGUUGACCGAUACUAUCUACCCGAGAUUCCUAUUGUGCUUACCUGCUUUUUCUGGUAUUUGAUGCAGAUAGGUGCCAUUGCUUGCACAUGGGAGGCAGUCAGACAUUGGGGCAGCUGGAUGGAAAGACAGUUCAUCGAUCCGGAUCCUUUCCGCCUUCGCCAGGAAGGCCGUCGCUACUGGGUCGAGCUUAUCAUCCCGCUGUUUGCGUAUCUGUUCAUGUGGUUGAACUUCUUCAUCGUGGUCCCUCGCUCCUGGACCAAAAUCGAACACCAGCGCUACCCCGAGCAAAUCAUCACCGACGCCAAGCCGACCGCCACCGACAACCGCUUCAAGUCCGCUCCCUUCUUCCUCUUUACCACCUGGCUCAUCACCGUCUUCUCCCUCUGGCACUCCAUCAGACACUACUGUCCGCGCAACCGGGGCAUCAUCAACCGCACCAUCGGCCUCUUCAAGUUCACGCCCACCCGCUUUAUGCUCAUCAUCCCGCUCGCCUUCAUCAUUCCCCUGUACCAAGCCAUGGCUGCCUGGAACUUCACCUGGAGUCCGCUCAACAUCAAGGGAAAGCCCGAGGCUAUCUACCCAGGAGGAUAUGCGCCCUCGUUGCUCAUUGUCCUCAUCCAAGCAAUCUACGGAUUGACCUCACCUAACGAAGACCGCGAGCUGAUCCGCCAACGCCGCGAACGCGGACAUAUUCUCGACGCCGAAAUGGGUAUCCAACGUAAACCAGCCUGGUGGCGCCGCGUCAACGAAGCCCCCGCCCCGAACAUGACCAUGCGCGACAGAAUCAUGCGCAACGUACGCGAGAUCGGCGGUGGCGGUCCUACCGCUCGGAACCUCAAGGAAUCCAUCCAUACGCGCGCUGCCGAAUCCAAACCUCGCCCAACACCGAAUGGUCCAGCCAGUCCCGGCGAUGUCGAGAUGGUUAGCAUCCCCUCGCCUGAGCAUGUCGUGGGGGUUACUGGCCCGAUAGCGCCAGGAGACUUUGCUGCGGCGAGACAGACGGCGACGAGGUAUGCGAAUAUGACGCCUAGCGCGGCGAGUAGGCAGUCGGAGUUGAUGAUGGAUGGGCCGCGGGAAACAGUACCCCCACCACCGCCGUAUUCGGAUCGGCCACCGGCAGUGGGAGAGACGGGGAGGAAUGAUAGUGUGGCGUCAAUGAGUCCAAGUAUUAAUUCGCCGCCCGCGCAGAUUAGGAGUAUGCUCGAUGUAUGA
Molecule: messenger RNA, 1659 nt
Organism: Neurospora tetrasperma FGSC 2508
Lineage: Eukaryota; Fungi; Ascomycota; Sordariomycetes; Sordariales; Sordariaceae
Exons: 2
Coding region: 1-1659 (552 amino acids)
Source: RefSeq, a predicted model, not a curated record